AUGGAGGAAGUAAAAGGCAACGAUAACGUUACAGCAGGUGAAAAAGGUAAUGACAAGAUUGAUAGUGAUGACGAUAUUGAUAAAGCUGGCGAUGACGGUGAUGCUGAAAUCGAUUUUGAUAGUGAUGAUGACGGCAAUGAUGUCGUUGAUGAUGUUGAUGAAAAUGAUGGCGAUGGUGAUGAUGAUGGCGAUGGUGGUGAUGAUGGUGAUGGUGAUGGUGAUGGUGAUGGUGAUGAUGAUGGUGAUGAUGAUGGUGAUGAUGAUGGCGAUGAUGAUGGUGAUGGUGAUAGUGAUAAUGGUGAUAGUGGUGUCGAGGACGAUGAGAACAACAUUAAUGGAAUUGGCGCAGCUGAUGAUGUCUGCGAUGAUGAAGAUGGUGAUAGAGACAAUGAUGGUGGGGAUUUAAACGACCUUGGUGACGAUGAUGAUGAUUGUACCAACCGUGGUAAGAAUGACAAUGGCAAUGAUGACGAACCAAAUUCUGAUGUCAAUUGUGACGGUGGUGAUAAUGACUUUGACUGUGACAGUAAUGUUGAUGUGUGAGGAGGAUGAGACUCUUCAAAGUGACGUUCUGUUGAUCCCGCGGACGAUUCCACUUGAUGUAAAGCAGAUAUUGAGAUCGAUACCGGAUUCCAUCUGAACGACGCCUGAUGAGAGGAGGUUUGUGAAUGGAACGAAGUGGUCACCGAGCUGGAAGAAGAUGACGCCAUCCUGGAAUUCCUGGUCUUCGUCAUCGAAUUUGACAAAAUAGUCAACGUAGAUGACGUAGUGGAGGAUAAAAGGUAAUCUUUGCUGUAAAUUAGUUGGACUGACGUAAAUAGAUUUGAGGAGAUAAAGUUUUUGGGAGAAUCUGUGAAGAGUUUUGUGGCAGAUGGUACUUGAAAACUUGCAUUUGCUUUUGAGGUUUGGAGUAAGGCGUUUUGCCACAGAUUUGAAACAGACAUUUGGCUUCGGAUCCUCUGCGCCUUAUUAGCAGGGUAAGCUGCAUAAACCGAAGAUGUUACGAAACCGACAAAUGCUGUUGGUAUGACAUCAACCGCAGUAGCUAGGGUAGCUGAGGACAAAGGCUUUUCUUGAAGUCUUUGUUUUGCGGGAGAGAUCGAAGCUAUUGAAGUCAGUUCCUUACCUGCAAAAAUGCCACGGUUAGUUUAGAUGAGAACAGCUUUUGCUCGAUGGCCGUUUAUGUGUAUAUGUCCCUUAUAGCGCGGUGCUAAUAGAGAGGAGAAGUCGUUACGUCACGUUGCCAUGGUAGCAACAUUUCUGGAUGACAACAAACCAAAAACGUCACUUAAAAAGUGAAUUCGCACUGUUUCAACCUUCAUCGAUCUUAUUCAGUUUCAUUUAAUUUGUUAAAUGUUGGCAAAAUUCUCUGGGGUUGUUUCCCAAAGGACCGUAUCUGAGUUUAGAAAAAGAAAAAGAAAAUUUUUGUACUGUGUUCACAAACUACAGCUCCAUAGAGCGGGCGCUGCAACGACGUGCAAAGUUGUUGUUUUGUUCUCGUUGUUGUCGCCGUUGUCCUUGAUUAAGCUCUCCAUUGUUGUGAUCCAGAAUUUUUUCUAGCAUGGCAACCUGACGUCACACUUCUCCCCUCUAUUGCGUGCACAGUUACCAGUGGAAAUAUUGGGCUUUAAAGAAACCGCACCCACCUUAAUGCCGGCUAUAUAUUGUACUAAAGGAUUUAUCGUAUGUACUAACUUCCCUAAGUUUAACAUUGAAGGGAACUCUUCCACAUCAGCUUUCUCCAAGAGAUGUCCGAGACAAAAUGUCGUUUAUUUCGUGGACAUCCGCUCUCCACAGAAGUACGGGUAGAAUUUUCGUUAAAACUAUGGAAGUUUUCACUCCAACCGGCAUGAAGAAAAUACCUUGGUAGGGCGACGAACCCCUGACUGAGGAAUUCGUGCGCUGUUUGCUGUGCACGCAUUUGUUCGGGUAAUUUGCCCUUGCCUGAAUUUUUUUUUGUACUCAGCCCUCUCGAUUUAGUUUUUUUUUCAACGGUCCGUCACCUUUAAAUGUCAUGAUGAGAGUGAUUCCACCAAGUUAGAAAACACCACCUGUAUCUGUGAUCGUAUUAGAGAGGUUAAGCAAAAACGGCAAACGCGAAUUUGUACCACGUGACCAAGUUUUCCGUUUACAUGUCGUUUACUGUUCAUUAUUUCUACGCAUAAAUUAGUACUAGUUUCACGCAAUUUUUAUCCAUAAGAGUUGUUUUGUUUUGAGUUGUUUUUAUCUGCUCAUUUUCUAUUUUGAGUAAUUCUUACUGACUUGAAUCUAACGUUUGCCGUUUGCCGUAUAUGUGAAGCUUUAUAAACUCUCUAAUAAUAAACAGUUAAAAAAGGGAAAACUGUGGUAUGCAGCACGAUUAUCUAUGUCAGCCACUUUAACCUCAGUGGAAUCUCGUAGCGUCCAUAGCUCUCAGGCAGCCAGUCAAUUUACAAUUUACACGUUUUAUAAGGAUCCCAACUGAUUUCAACCAACACUGAUAAAAAUCAUCCUAAUCGGCUUAAGUGGGUAGUUUUUUAAUUUAAUCAUCAAAAUAAUCGUACUUACGUAUUUUCAUAAUACAGCCUAGUUGGGGACGCCGAAUUUUUCAAAAUUUCCCUCUACAGUCGAUCAUACGCCAUUUUUGUCACUUGACUCCUCAAUAUAUUUAUCGGCUUUAGUAAAAGUGCAAACAAAUCUACAUCACUCGGUGCUGUUUGAAAAGAAUCAUUAUGUGUUUGUUUUUCUAGAUUAAUGUGGGGAGUUUAACCCCACUGAUGCACUUAAAGUCCAUAUUUUGGAUAAUUUAACAUUAAGCAAAUGAAUCUCGAGUACAAAAACUAUUAAUAAUUAAGUUUCAUAUGAAUGACCACACCAUUUGAUUUUUUAGGUGGCACUGCCGGGGCAUCUGAUUAAGGUGUUUGUUACGUUUGUUCGCCUUCAAAAUCGCCCAGGGUUUUACGUUUUGACCCUUUAGAUCUCUUGUAUAUAAAUUGAAAUUGUCACUUUUUGCCCCUUUUCAUCUCCCAUGGAACUAGUGGGGUGAAGUUAAUAAAAGAUGAACUAUAUGUAGCUGAAUUUUACUUAGUUGCACCUGUUUUUCUUGACAAUAAAUUUAGUAUCUAGGAACUGAAAAUAUUUUCGAUCAGUGUCUGCAGUGUUAUUUCGCUAAAUUCACCAAUUAACCGUCUGUGAACAACAACCGUGCCAAUAAAGUUAAGUAGAUACACUAUAGCUCCUUAAUAAUAACUUUUGGCCUCACCUUCGAUUUCCAGUAGUAAUUGUAGGGCGACACUCAAAAACAAACUCAAUUUCAUUUUGCCGGGAAAAUCGACUUGUCAGUUUGAUUUUUGGGCUCUUGGGUUAAUCUCCGAAUAGUUCACACUCGAGUUAUUUCAAAGCCUGAACCUUUCCCACGGCACGACAACAAAGUUCCCACUGCGAGUCUGAGAACAUUUUAAUUCAGUUUGUUAUUUAACCCAGCAGGAGAUAACUGAAGUUUAGUUCAACUCGACUUAGUCUGGUGGGUUUGCCAAAGAUUGCAUCUUUUGUAUCCGAUAUCAGAAAGGGAUAAAGUAAGAGAAUUAUUGCGAAGUAUAGGAUUAAUGAGACCUAUCCCAAACCUUAAAGUAAGGUGAGUGCUAGAAAAGAAAUAUGCCCAGCCUGUUUAAAAAAUCAGCAAUGUCAACACUGUAAUUUUCAGGGAGUUAUAAUAACUCUUCUAGUGGGGCUAAUUUAACUCCUUACAGUGGAGUUAUUUUUCGUGGAGUUAUUUUAACUCCAAAAAGGAGUUUAAAGAACUCUUUUUCAGGAGUAAAAGUGAGCCCAGAUAUUGAGGAGUUAAAAUAACCCCAAAAAAGGAGUUAUCCUGUACCUAAAAUUUUUACUCUACUUUCAGAGUUAAAUUAACUCCAAAAAUAGUAAAACAACCCAUGUAAGGAGUACAAGUAACCCCAGUUAAAUUGUACGCGGUGAGCACAAAAAGAAACACGAAAGGAAAAAAACGAGAGGUGAACUGGGGCGGGAGCGAGAAAUGUUCCCUCCCUUUUCCCGCCCUAUUUCUUCCCUCGUCAAUUUUUCACACGCGCCCUAAUUUUUCGCCCGCUCCCCACCAUCUGAACGCCUAGAACAGUCUUAAAAAGUGACCCGCUUCGCCGCUCGUUUCUUCGGCCGAAGACGUGUCGGCCAGACGAAGCUCCUCGUCACACGUGAGAAAAAAUCUCUGGUACCCAGGGUACCAGCGCCAGCGAUCGAUGACUACAAAACUGAGGCGCACGCAUGAUAUUUCAUAGGAAACCGCUAGACGAGAACCAGAGUUGAGAGAACAGACUAGCGAACAGUGUUUGGAAAAAGCAGUGGUAUAUUUUUCACCUAGCUUUAAAAGUAAAUUUUAUUACUCUUCUUCUAACACUAUUUGGGUUUAAACCACGCAUAUGACAAGAAUCUUACAAGUAUAAUAAAACGUAUGGCAAGAAGUCGGAGUCGUUCGCCUCGAGGAAGAGGUAAUGGCGCUAUAAACGUUCAACAAACGUCUUUACACAUCUGUAUUUGAGCCAUGCAUGGUUAUGUUAUCGGUUAUUUCACAAGCAUUGGGUUAUAUGCUUCUGGUUAUUUCUUGCUUCUGGUUGUUUUGCUUUAUUUUUUAUGUUUCUAGUUUUUACGGAGCGUCGCCGUAGCCGAUCAAGAUCUAGGGAAAGAAAGAAAGGCGGAGGUCAGUCAAAAUACAAUUCCAAGUUGAAAAAAAUAAUAGUUUUAAAAGUAAAUAAGUUUAAGAUAAGACAUUUUUAAGCUGUGCUAAGGCACCAAUGAAUGAAAACAGUGAAACCCGCUUUAAAAGUCACCAAAUGGACUUUCCAUAGUGUCCAUUUAACAGAGAACAAAGACUUCAGGUUUGUCUGUCCCUCACUAGUCAGAAUUUUAUGAUAAUGUCAUCAAGGACUGAGGAGCAGAAAGCAAAAAGUAAAUUACCAGCAAAUGUAAUGAUGAAUAUUUUUUUAUUCUUUGUGUUUAUGAUAAUUAAAAAACAGGCUGGUUCAUUAAUAUUCAGUUUGGAGGACAUGGGAAGCAUGAUAGUAUGAUGGUGAUUCAAUUACUGAAGUUUGGUUCAGCUAAGGCUUAACAAAAUGUUAUCAACAUUUCUGUAAAGUGCCUAUUAAGUUAUUAGUAAAAUCCAACUAGUGGUUUCUUUUUUACUUUGAUUGUUAUGUUCUCAGAUCGCAGACGAAGUAGAUCCAGAUCACCAAAGCGCCGAAGGCAUAGAUCAUAUUCAAGGUAAAUAUCUGCAAAAUACUGCAUUGCUUCACAUUGAUUAUUCCUUGCCAUAGUUUUUAUCUCUUUUACCAAAAUUAUCUUAAACAACAUGAAGAUUGAUGUUAUUAAUUUGGGAGUACAGCUUUUCCAGUAGAUGAGACUUUUUGUGUUUUUUUUUAAGUUUGUCUGCUACUCUAAGGUUGGGACUUUAAGUUAUCCUUUACUUUCAUCUUUAAGGAUAGGAAUUUCUACUUUACACUAUACAUGAUAACUGAGUAGCCGUAAAGAGCUUUAGGUAAUGUUCCAUAUGAUGGUUUAUGUUUCCUUUUUCCUAGAUCUCCUUCCCCAAGAAGACAGAGAAGGUAAAAAAAAUUACUUUUAUUCCCUUGUCUUGUAUUUAUCAACUCAAGAGCUAGUAGAUCUGCAGACUAAAGACAUCGUAACUGAGAUACGGCAAUGCAAAAUGUUCUUACCGUAAUCUCUCUAAUAACCUUCCUGCUUCCCCCUCACCCUCAUAUUGAACAGUCAAAAUUUAUUAAGCACCCCCCUCUCUACUCUCCUCUCUCUGGAACUGUCUCUCCAGUUUUAAAUGAGUCUAUAGCCACAACAUUGAAUUUCCUUGCAUAUAUAAUGAGGUUUAAAAAAUUUUCAUUAUUACUACUUUUUUAAAGUCGAUAUUUGUUCUUCACAGUUUGUGACCAUUUUCUGACUGUUAUUGUUAAAUUUUGGCUCUUUUACAUAAGAUCUUAUGUAGUUAAAGUUUUCACUUAGGUUUUUACUGAACCUCAGCCGUUCUUCACGCCUAGCCCGGCUGGGAAUUUUGACCAUGGAACGACUUUGCAAUGGCUUUGAUUCAGACGCCAAACUUUUCAUGUACAUUUGUACUGAACCUAAUAAAUGCAAAAAUUAUAAAUAACGUAUUUUGCGAGCAGUUUAACCAAAAUGAGCAUUUUUCUUCUUUUGAAUUUAUUCGUCUGAAAUUAAGAUUGGCAUCUAAAUCAAUUCAGGCAGUCUAAAUAAUUUGGGUCGGCCUUAAUUCGAAUUAGGUUCGGCUCGUGAAAAGUUCAGCCUCUGAACCGGGCCUUAGGUGUUAAAAUAAGCUACUACUUAGGGGGUGUUUACAUGACACCAGGGCGACUUUCGUUCCAGUGCGAAUUCACUCUGGUUUCCUCUCAUAUCUCUACAUUUGUUUACAUGAUACCGCCACAAAGUGUCAUGCUGGCGCGAGUCACUCCGCCGUGAGUUCACCCUGGUUGUUCUACCAGGGCCAAAAAUUUCACUCUGGUAUGAAAUCUCACAACGGUAUCAUGUAGACGUGAGACAACCACAUGUUUCGGUGUGAAAUCAGUCUGCCGGUAGACUGAAAUGGGUAGCACAUGCGUAAUGUUUGCGGUUUUGAAUCUUACAUGUAUUUUAUCAACAUGAAGUGUACCUUCAAAUAACGAGAUAUGAAAUGACCCAGUCAUAAUGUAAACGCGAUACGAAGUAAAAAAAGUCAUCCCGGUAUGAAACUCGCGCCGGUGCGAGUUUUCUCAUGUAAACACCCCCCUUACUUACUACCUUGUGGAAUCAGUUUGGGCAGUCCUGAGUGACAUGCAAAGUAGGCCCAUUUUACCUGUCUGGAUAGCCUCUAAUAGUUCUUGUGCACAGCCUCAAGGAUUAUAUUAUUAAUUUACUUAGUAUCAGGCUUUUAGCUAGACAUUGAAAACUGUGCAUCCUGUACAGGAGGCAUCUUUUGCCUUUAUAAUAUUAGCAGAGAUCAUGUCAUUCUUCCUUGAAUUUCUUCUGAAAGUGGUUGUUUACAGGAUCCCUGGACACCCCUCUAGCUAAAUCCUUGGUUUGUAUCAUUGCAGGUCACAGUCUCCAAGAAGACGGAGGUCCAGGUGAGUUCUGAUUUCAUUUAGAUACAUAUAACACUUUAUGAAAAGUACCUAUGUAUUUAAAAGUUUUUCCUCUCCUCCUUUUUUCUGGCAGGUCAUCAUCACCGAGACGCUCCCGAAGAUCACAUUCAAAGUGAGUACAUUUUUACACAAACUGUUUGAUCUAUUUAAUGCUACUGUGAUGUUAAUUUGUUAAAUAUUACAUCAAACAUUGUUUAUUUGUUAAAUCUUUGUUAUAAAGUUGACCUAAUCCAUUUUGCUAUUUUGUAUAAAAUAUUACAUAAUUUUAAUUUAAUUUUUUCUUUCAACAAAAACAUUUUUAUCUUGUCAACUGCUAGAAUGAAGUUCCUCUAUUUUCUUUUUUCCAUAGGUCUCCAGACAGGGAGAAAUCACAUGAUGAAUCAGCCAAAAAAACUGAAAAUGGCUCAGAAGGUGGUGCAGGUAGGAAUGUCAUCUGUCUUUGAUAGUUUUACUUUCCUAUCCUAUGAUCAAAGUAAUAAAUGCACAGUCUGAAAGAAAAAAGUAGCUCAUACUGGUAACUGGCCAUUGUAGCAUAGGUAGCCCUUAUCUGGGUUUGUUGAGGUAGCUUACAAGUUCAUGAUAUUAAUUUGAGGAGGACUCGGAAAAAAAAUCUGAGUCCCAGAUGGGAUUUGAACCCACAACCCUCCGUGAUCUAGUCGGAUGCUCUAACCACUUGAGCUACUGGAGACUCUAUGGUGAGCAAGGGCCAAUUUGUGGGUCUCAACUGGAACCGCAUCACGCAGCUACACAGCCAAGUAAUGAUAGGCACACAAGAAGUGAAGAACUCACUAACAGCAUCGCGCUGUCACCUUAAAGCAUAUCCAAGAUGCGGCCAACCAACCUCCAAAGUGAGUAUAUUAAAGAUGAAACAACAACAACAUGAUAUUAAUUUGAGGAGGACUCAGAAAAAAAAUCCGAGUCCCACAAAUUGGCCCUUGCUCACCAUAGAGUCUCCAGUAGCUCAAGUGGUUAGAGCAUCCGACUAGAUCACGGAGGGUCGUGGGUUCAAAUCCCAUCUGGGACUCGGAUUUUUUUUUCCGAGUCCUCCUCAAAUUAAUAUCAUGUUGUUGUUGUUUCAUCUUUAAUAUACUAAGCUUACAAGUUCUCUGUAUUUUUAAUUCUAAUCGGUGAAUGAAUAGUACUACUCUUUUCUAUCUAAUGCUGCAAUAGUGAUUUGAAACAAAUACCCAAUAAUAUUAUUACAUUUCCUAAACCUAAUCCUAACUUUCUCCCUAGUGUAGUUGUGGCCCUGGUCAUUCAAAUGUUGGAUAGCACUAUCCAUCAGAUAAAUCAUUAUCCAGCAGAUAAGUAUUAGAGAAACCAAUGCAGUUUAUUGCAUUAUCCUGAGCACUGCAUAUAGAGAAUUGUCCCGUGGGUAGCAGCACCCACCUUUAUAUCAACUAGUCCCUAUACUGCUUUAGGGGUACAUCAUUAGAGGUCAUUUCCUUGUUACAACAGCUUCCCAUAGCAACAGUUUGUAUUCAAAUAUCAGUAUAGAAAUAGUUAGAAUAUUCAUUUAAUCAAAUUCAGUAGUACAAGCAUGCUUCUUGUUUCCAUUGUGUGUGCUGUUGACCACAUGGGGAAAUGGUGACGAAAGCGCAUGCUGAAAGCAGCACAUGUUAAUUUCCGUACCAGUAUUAUCACAAUUAUCGUUAGUUCAUGCUUCAGCUGUUUGUAUGUCAAGAUUUGAUGUAUUUCAAAAGUUUGGUGAGCACCCAAGAGGCUAGAGUUGCUCUCGUCUACGCCUCUAGGAACUUAUGCUUCUUUCUUGCUUUCCAAAUUUCCCCACAUGCUUCAAAUCUCGAUAUAAUUAUGCAUGCAUACUAACGUGCAAUUGAAUUUACAAAAUUUGUUAUCAGUUGAAUCGACAUGAAACACUGCAAACCAACAGCACAGGCAUGGCGUCAUUGGUUUGAAUGUCAAAAGUACCUGUAAUUUUAGCCCUAAGUGCUUAUACUCAAAGACGAAGUCAUAAGUAUUAAUUUGAGGCAAAAUUAUUGUAGAUGGGGACCAGGUUCCAGAUGAAGAUGAGGAAGCAAUGAUGAAGCUGAUGGGGUUCUCUAAAUUUGAUACGACCAAGGUUUGAUUCUCUAUAGGCUUUGGUAUAGUAUGUAUUAUGAUGAUGAUGAUUUUAAAUGAUAAUUUUGCUGGUAACAGUAAUCAAAUGGUAACAUGAAAUGAAGAUAAUGUGAACAAAAAAUAUGGGUUCUAAGUUGUGGCCUCUGUGUUAGCACUGCUUUGUUCUGACAAUGGAGGGUAUGGGUUGUUAUAGCCCAGUUGGUAGAGCACUGCAGCACUGACGGAGAGGUCAUGGGUUGGAAUCACAUUAAAACCCCCAGUUUCAGGGGAGCAGGGCAUGAGGGCUAAUUUGCAAUGACUCAAACUGCUAUUACAGCUGUGAAGACAACCCUCACAUAAUUUUAUAAUAAUCACCCUUGAUGAGUGAAAUUCAUGUCUGACAUUUCGACAACUUAAAAACCGAGAGAAAAACCUGGCCAAAUAUGUGUUAGGUAUACAUCCCCCCAAAACUAUAAUUUAUUUUUGAGUAUCCUUAGGCAUGUCAGGGUAUCUAAAAUCCAUUAAAUUAAAAAAAAAAUUGCAUGAUUGCUUAACCAUAUCUUGUGCAGGGGUCCGAGGGGUUACAAUAUGUUUCCCUUUGUCAUAAUAUUGCCUAUAGCAGUGUUAUUCUGACAAUGAUGUGACUUGAAGGUGGAAAGGCUGUUAAACUAAUAUUCUAUUAUUUUUUUAUUUAUAAACUCUACAGGGUAAGCAUGUUCAUGGUCCUUGUAAUUCAAGCUACACCAGUGUAAAGAAGCCCAACAAGUAUAGGUAAGAAGACCCUUUUUUUCAACCAACAUGAUUUUCUUAUUUUUGUUAUACAUUGUACUCACUAUCUGUCUUUGCAAUGGCUAGGAGCCUAUGGUUAAUUUUGGAAAUCACCACCACCUACAGAUUAGUUACAUAUAAUUAUGUGAUAGCAGAUAAGUGAUUAAUCUGUAGGUUGCGUGCGCAAUGCAUGAUUUCCAUGAGCAAUAUCAUUGUUCCAUGCAAUGCUGCGUUUGUCCUUAUUUUCUUAAAAACAAUGUAUAAUAGAACAAUAAUUAUUAUUAGAUUUGGUUUUUGUGAUAUCCGGAAUAAUCAUGGUCAAGGGCUUAAUUUCCCAAGUUAUCUUUCUAUGGUCUUUGUAAAUAAAACAUACCCCCUAUUAACACUCUUUUUUUUCUUCUCUUAUUGUGUUCUUAUCUUUUUUUUUUUUAAAACUGGCUUGACAGCUAAGGUUGCUAAAUAAUAGUAAUUCUAAUGCUUUUAUUAACAUCAAAUUUUAUUGCGUGAAAAUUUAAGUCCUCUGUUAGAUUCAAAAUUGUUUUUUAUAUAUAAACUACCCCCUUCUACCUACACCUACAUUUUGUAAAUUUUACUUAAAUAAGUUGCACUUUCUUUCGUGUUUAUUAGUUUGGAUUGUACUUUAUCUGCCUUUUUUGACAUCAAACCUGCAUUCCUUUGUCUGGAGUGUCUUGAUUGCCUGAGGCGACCCUGGAAAUCACAUAGAAAUACCUCUAGCCUGCGUAGCUGGCGUUUUUUUGCUGUGUUUUUUCUUCUGUGGUUCGUAAAGUAAGAGAUUCAGCAGCGUGAACAAAGGAAAUAGGAGACGUCUGCACGCACGCAAUGCGAAAGCUGAACUGAGGACAAAAAGGAAACAAUGGGGGAGGAGGUAAGGGGAGAAGGCAGUGCUCCCCUCACCUUCUCUUCUAUCAUUUUCUUUUUGAUUCCCGAUUCAGCUUUCGCACUGCUGAAUCUCUUUCUUCGUGAACCAUAAAAGAAAAAACACACCCCCCAAAAAUGACAGUUAUGCAGGCUAAAACACCUCUGAUGCAAUGUGGGAUGAUCUAUGUGAUUUGGGCGAUGGCAAUCCCCUAGAUAGUACUGAAGUCUAUGGUUGUUUUCCAUUUACAAAACAUUUCUGAAACAUCCAGUUGGAAAGUGACUUUGCAAACCGAAAUUUGGUUUCAUUUCUUCAAGGUUAUCUUUGGUACCAGUUUCAGGCUAAACGGAAUUGAUUUGUGCAAAUGGUAAACGUGAGUCGGGCAAAAUUUACCAGUCCUGAUAUGUGCUUACCAUUUGCCUUUUGGCAUUCCAUGAACCGACCGGUUUGUCCACUCCAUGUAAAUGGUAAACGACCUUACAUAUCUUUGUAGCCGGCUUGUUUCCAUAAUAAUCUUGUAGGUGAUCUUGAAUCAUCACAGUUAUCCCCCCCCCCCCCCAAAAAAAAAAAAAAAUCAAGGUAAUGGAGACAAACCAGAUGACAUUACAUGUAAAAUAAUCUAAGACAGUCUUGGAUUCUGGAUUCCACACGGUGAAUUCCUGAUUCCAGUUACUGGAUGCCAGAUUCCUAGUUUGUGAAACUUGGAUUCCUGAUUCCAAUUGUUUGCGGGAUUCCGGAAUUCAAAGCCCAGGAUUCUGUAUCUCAGAAUCCAAAAUUUCCUGGAUUACCUUAAAUGGAGUGAAAGAUGAUUAGAUUAUAGUAACCAGGCUACGUAAAAGUUUAUAAUACUGUUACAGUACCAUACACAAACACCAUUGAGUUUGUUGUAUUUUUAUAGGCAAUACAUGAACAGAAGAGGAGGCUUCAAUAGACCGUUGGAUUAUGUUAAUUAGGAGCUUUAGAUGCUCUUUAGCAUUACACAGUUUGCAGACGCCUCAAGAGUUUCUUUGUCAGGUGGAACCUACAGCAAUCCUACAUCUACCGAUACAUCUCUACUUACUCCUGAGUCGAUACUGCUGUAAUCCUUUAACCAGCCAAAUACGACAGUUUUUAUUUUUUCUGGUUACAGUCCAGCCGGGUCACACGAUAUCCCCAUAGACUCUAUUAAUGAAUUCUUUAUGUGAAAAUUGAAUCCGUUAGUCUUUGCCAGUGUCAUAUUUACUUCUUCAUUCUUUCAUAGGUAACAAUGCCAUCAGUUAAACUGAAUGUUCAUUUUGAAAUAAACUCGCUUUGAAUGUCCUGAGUUCAUCUAAUUUUAAGUAUUUUACCCAUUCAAAGUGUGAAAGAUCCUUCAAUGCAUACAGGAAUUGGAUUUUAUACUCGAGUAACGGCACCGACUAAAGGAUUUAAUUUUCGAAUCUAUUCAUUACUAGAAUCUAUGGGGUUACGCUUAACCUGGCUUGACUGUAACGUACUUUCUUUUUAAUACAAUGAAAACUUUCCUUCAAGCCAUUUCAGGCCUUCCUCAGGGGCACCCAACGAGAAUAUAGUUCAAAACCACUAAAACAUAGCAUUGUUAAACGUAUUUUGUUAUUUAAACGGUAGAUAUAGGCAUAUUUUUAUCCCCUAAAAAUUUUUCAUCUGUUCGGAUUUCCUAGCUGAAAGUCUAGUGAUCCGAAAAUUAUAGGGAUCGAAGCUUACCUUUUCGAAAAUUUCAGCCAGAAAAAAGGCUCCUGAAAAUUCUAGAUGACCUUUUUAGGGUAAAAAUCCGUUAAAAAUAGGCAAUUAUACCAUAUUUUAGAUGUUCGAAAAUCCUAGGAGAAGCAGGCAACCAAGAAAUUUUACAACAAAUGUUCCGAAAAUUCUAGAUCUCAAAUCGUCUUCCGAACAGAUAUUUUGCCGAAAAUUGUCGUUGGGUGCCCCUGCUUCCUCAAGUCACCAGUGAGGAGCGCGGGAAACUGAAACUCACGGUAUGGUAUGGCGCCAAACCAGUAUCCCCGGUCGUUUUCUCCCCUCUGGGCUAGAGUGAGGCUACACGUAGAUCUCGAAACGAAAAGCAAUCAGUUAUGUGGUCAUUACGUGACUAACGUUGCAGCCGUUUUGUUAUUGUUUAUCGUUAUUUUUGGUUUAUAAAUAACUCCAUAUGAUCUCAUAAACGGUCCUCUGUACAUAUUUGGUAUAAUUUGCUUUACUUUCAUAGUCAAAAAGUACAAAGAAAACAGUCACAUUUGUAUUUCAACCAGGAGCCGAUUUCCGCUCCUAGUUUCAACUCUAAAACCCACACACAGGAAAAUUCUCCUUUGUAAUUUUCGAAUGAAUUAGUGACAGUCUUCGCAAUAGUAUUAGUGAUUUUUGUUAUACUCCAGCCUUUUAAGACUUGAAAUUAAAAAUUUGAUUGUGGACUGCUGUCACUAUAUAUUAUUUCGUUGGCUACAUGGAAACUGCUAAUUACAGCCGACGCAAAUUUAGUAGCUUGCGGGAUUGUUAUGCGCGCUUGCUCGCAUCGCUCCGCAUCAAAAAACAACAGAUCUGGCACGCUAAUUCCGCCAGCUACACAGGGCACAAUUAGCAUUCUUUCUUACCGACAACCAAUAUUCACUUAGAAGAUUUUUCCGUUUCUGGCCGGCUUGCGGCUUAGAUCCGGAAUCCCCCGCCGAAUUUUUCAUAACCAGUUGGCAUUGGCCAAAUUUGGAAAAUGUUUUUCCAAUAUCCAUGAAGGUGACUCAUUUUUACGGAAAAAGGGAUUGCAGAAGGCGUUAUGCAAAGUUCAAAGGAAUGGCUGAACUACUGCCUAAAACGUGUCAAGACAGCCUCCUCCUCGGAAGCUACGUUUUUCGCAUGGUUUCGGAAAGAGGCGAGUGACUGGCGACGACACGCAAGGGACCAUGGAAGGGUAAAGAAGGGAGGUUUACGCCCGUUUUCUCCUUCCCGCCUUCCUGUGCGCGCCAAUUUUCAUUGAGAGAGAGACGUCUGGGUACAAGACAAGACGUAGCAAAAUACCAUCCCACCGGUGACAAGUGCUAUUUGAAGAAUAUCUGCUAGAAUAAUUAUCCCUUCUUAUCCUGAAACUACCGAAAAACAGGCAAAUGUUAUCCAGUUAUUGCUAAUUGUUGUUUUUUAUGCAAGUAGUAGUGUUGUACACUCGCUGACAACAGUUUCUGCAAACGCACAGUUUCAUUUACAUGGGCAAGUUUCGUAAAUAGCAAAACUUUACCAGGAACAAUUAGUCAGUUUUUUCCCUUUUUUCGUGAUCAACGUUUCAGUGCGACUACUCUAACCGGGGCACUUGGAAGCAUGGUUCCAUCAAAACGAUGUCUGAAAACGAAAGAUUCUCAAGUUUUUUUGCAAACGUACCAAUAAAAUUCAAGAUUCAACUAUGAAACCGUUCAAGUUACUUACCUGAGUGACCUGACCUCUCAUGAAACAGCCGUGAAGUUUAUGAAUGUUGUUGGACCGUUUGCAAGAAAACUUGAGAUUCUUUUGUUUUUAGAAAUCGUUGUGAUUGGACAAUCUUCUUCCUAGUGCCCCGGUUCGAGUAGUCACAUUGUAAAACGUCAACGAGAAUCCGAAAAGCAAAGAGCUUGCAACUCUGCACGCGCAACUAUUAUUUUCUCUUGUUUGCUACAAUAUUCUACCCCAGCAAACCUGACGAAAAGUUCACCUUUCUACAGACAAAUUGAGCAAGGCUAAAUCUUAUGAAUAAUGGUUUCCCCUGCUCAGCGAUUUUCGUCAUUUUCAAGCCUUCAAGAAACCUUUCUGAGACCGAAAGCGAUUUAUCUUGUAAGGUUAGUUUCAAGUACCAGUGUUUGAUACUGCAUGGUCAAACUUGAAAAACAAUCAACUUGAGGAACGUUUAUUGAUUGUGUCUGCUCCCUCAAAAAUCGUGAGCAUCAUAGUAAAACAAUUUUUGCAUGACAGAUUGUGAUAAUUAUGAAGGCUUCAGUUUUUUCUAACUUGCUGACUAAGGAACGAAGGAGCGUCGCCCCUGCCUUCGGCUUCACCAUGAUUUAACCUCGACUAUGUAAAUUUUCGACGCCACACCCAACAUUCAUUCUACAAACGUUUAUCAUGAGCAUGAAAUGGAAAUUAAUCUUACAGGCCCAGUAAUGAGGUCAAAUUCCGAGCCUAUUACACUAGGCAAGAGAGGAUUUAUCCUGUCUUGACUAGACAUGACUAUACUACUGGAAAAUGAGCAUUUACAGUCUGUGUAGUGUGUAAGACGGAUUUAAUUGAUUUAUGAGUGCCUUUGUUUCCAAUCCUUCUGAGGAAAUCUAAGGCUGGGAGUCCUGUGGCAUGUCCUAACGUAUUUUAUGAAGAUAAAUUUUGAAAAAGCAAAACACACGAAAAACAAAAAAUAACUACGAUGAUUUCACACAAAAACCACAGACAAACAUCUCACAUAGAUAACUCAAGGACUCCCUCGUUUUUGGAUGUUUUUAUUUGGUACCAGUCCUCUCUCACAACUCAGUGCUUGUCAAUCAAUUAUUCAUGACUUGAUCGAAGAAACUGUGAAAAUGGCGAUGGAGGCUCCUCCAACUUCACCGCAGUUAACAACUUAUGCUGCGCAAAAUACUGCCACGGUUACUCAUACAGUUCCUGCAUCGCAUACGACAGUAAAUCUUAUACAACCUGAUCAAGGAAAAGGUCUUUACAUAGUCGAUCCUUCUCAACAGCAUGCUUUACAAAUGUUCGGAAGUCCCGAUCAGAGGACCUUCAUGGCGAACCCCGUCGAAUUUAACCCUGCAGCUGGAACAAUAACAACCACCGCUGUUUCUAAUGGAAAUGGACAGAUAACUAUGGUAAGCGUUAUUAAAUAGUUUGUUAGACACAUCUUAAACAAUGUAGUCCAAUAGCAUUCGAGUACAGAAUUGGAGUUGGCCGUAAAAUAAGAUCUCGUGCGUUCGAUCUUUCUAAAGGACGCGGUUCCCUUUCACUAUUGUUGUGCCUUGAAUUCAAACGUCAAGUGGGUUGAAAAUCUCCCCGAAACAAGAAUAAACCAUCGCAGUCAUGGUCUCUCGUGAUCUUUUAACGUUUACUUAAGUCUCAGGAAAUUCAACCUGCCGGGCUAGCCGUGAAUUUAAAACCGUCCAAUCGAGAAAUAUCGCUCGAACUGCGUCGCUAUUGGUCUAAGCGUUCGCAGUACUUUUGUUUGUAUUGAAAUGAGUGAACACGUACCCAACAAUCAAGCAAACAGGCAGGAUUUUCAAUUGCCAAUCACAUCUAAGGUUAAUAUUGUUGUAUUGAAAGUCGAGCAUUCACCUAAACUUAUGCUUUUUACAAGAAAGUCUGACGUUCAGUUUCCUUGUAUCAUAGUGCCGCCUUGCAUUUUAAUAAAGACGAACAGAUGUUUUGAUGCUUUUUUUUUUGGCGUCAGUCGCUUUGAAAGUUACCCUUUGCGUGUGAAAUUUAUUCAGUCUCCGUGUUUUUUUCUGAGCGAACUUUCCAAGUUAAUUCCGAAAGGUUUGGACCGUCUUGCUAUACGGAAAUAAACUGAAGUUGAAAUCUACAAGAAGUUUAUUUAAGGCUAAUUACUUUGGCAGUGAUCUCCCAAAAGUAUUAUUUUUCCCAAUAUUGUCGUCUCAGGUCACUCAUUCUGUAUUGCCUCAAUUUCAAAAAUUCAUUUUGAGCUGACUUGUUUGCUGUUUUAAGAAUGAAAUCAACACAGAAUUUCUAUGUGUAAAUUAAUUUUUUUGGCUGGGAGGCUUUUUUAAUGAAUAUUCAUAUCCAUCACAAUUAUCUCUCGCAUUAUUAUUGGAAAAGAGAGAUCCAAUGAAACAUGCCCUUGAAAAUCACAUGGGAAAGUAACGAAAUGCUAAUGUGGGUCAGCUGCUGUACUUCAAAACAUUAUACUAGACAACUAAUAGUCUUGAAUGUUCCCUAAUAAGCGGAACAAAAAAAAAAGAAAAUCAACACUGUAACUGCACCUUAGCUGGGAACCAGUCUCAUUGGUGGCAGAAUUAAUCAACAAAAAUACAAGUGCCCAUUGGAAAAUAACCUUCGCUGUGUGGAUGCUAAUGGGCUGUACUUCAAGAUGGGAUUUCUCCCUCGAAAAAACCUGAGCUAUUAUUAAAGAAAAAUCUUAUACUUUAGUUCCCUCUUUUCUCUACAUUUAUUGUUUUAUAAUAUAAAACACCUCAUUUGGAUGCAAAAGAUGGAUCUAUUAAUGACUCAGCAAUUGCAUAGACUUGGCUUAUGCUCGUUGUUUUUAUUAUAAACAUUCUCACUGUCCAUAAUGUCUUUGUUUGUAGCAAAAAUCGCAUUUAAUCCCAGAAGUCAUGAAUUUGCCUUUGUAAGGGCAAUGGGGUAAUUUGUGAGUUGCUAGGCAGUUCUCUCAAUCUGUGAAGUGGUCAAUUUAUGUGGUAGUCAUCGGAGUUAACAGAAUCCAUUUCUAGACGCACAGAAAAAAAAGCAAAAAUAAAAGAAGGUCAUAGUAUUUUACGACGAAAGAUAAAUAAACUUGUCACUUUACCUUAGGCCAUCCCCCUUUUUUUCUUUCUUACCAAAUCUGUGAUAUUGGGUCAUUUUAUCUGGUAAAAAUCAGAAGUUAAUAGUAGGUCCUGGUUUGACUAGAACAUUCACAUAUUUGGAUUACCAAAAAAACAAAAAUUCUGUGAAAAAUGUUCAUGUUUUUGUUCUUGUUUUCUAUAGUACUAUUCAUUUUUCAGAUUAAAAGAAUUAAUUCAAGUGAAAAAUGGUGUAAACUUGUCACAAAAAUUUGGGUUAGUAAACGGAGAAAAAAAAGAUGAUGGCCUUAGUCUAAUUGAACAGAGAGAAUCAACACUAUUGACACUAUGGCCUGUUGAAGACCUACAGUACACCGUUGAAACGUGGUGAUGAAUAUCUUAGUGACAAUUGUGAGACAAAUGAUAAACAAAAUUUAUACAGAGAGAAAUUUAUUUUAUAUAUGUACUGUUAUGAGAGAUUACUUGCCUGUUUACUACUUUUUUCAGCACAGUGAACAAUAAUUAGUAAUAAUAAUUAGUAAUGAGUAAUGAAUUUUCUGUAUUUGUGACUGCGUCAGCAUGUGUUGCAUUUAUUGACCAACAGAUGAAUGGACAGCCCAUAGCAACUCAGAGACUUCCAGUUGCUAUGGAAACCUUGGAUGAGCCUCUUUAUGUCAAUGCAAAACAGUACCACAGAAUAAUAAAAAGGCGGCAAGCAAGAGCAAAGCUUGAAGCAGAGGGGAAAAUACCCAAAGCCCGAAAGGUAAGUUUUUGUGGGCUAUUUAUUGUUAAAGCAAAGAAAUUCUUUCAGUGGUCAAAAAGGCUACUGGAUGCUGCGUUAUUAAACUUCUAUGAGAGAGACAUAAGUUAUAUAAUGUUACUGUUUUUAAAGGGACUUGUCAUUUAUGUAAUAAACUAAUUUCAGUUGAGGGGUUAUUUAUGGGUAUUUUAACCUGAGAGAGGCACUUUAUUUAUAACAAGCCAACAAUGAUCUUAUCUCCUUACUUUUGCAGAAAUAUCUCCAUGAGUCUAGACAUCAGCAUGCUUGCCGAAGAAGACGCAGCAAUGGAGGAAGAUUUGUAACAAAACCUGGUGAAUCUGAGGUACAGGAGGGUGGCGGAAGUGCAGCUAAUAACCAGGUAUUUCAAGAAGGCUUGAUCGCAACACAGGAACAUGAUCCUCCAGAGCAUGCCUACAGUAGCAUUGUACAGGAUACUGAAGCUGACAGGGUGCAAAUAGCAAGUCAGGGUGCUGAGCAAACAGAAUAAGGUAAUAAAACGUUACAGCAAAAUUUGUUGUAUCACGCUGCACGUAUUGCAAACUUCUGGGUUUUUCUGUUCCAUCUGUUCCACUAACCACCUACCUUUCCUUUCAUCUAAUUCUAAGAUUCUAAGAGCUUUUUUUUUUUUUUUUUUUAAACAUUUAUUUGAUUACAACACUUCUAAUGACAAUACUUGCAUUUACAUGGAGGAAAAAUAAAAAUAACUUUUCCCACCAAAAAGGAAGAUUCUAAAAGCCUUCCAAAUGCUUAGCCCAAAAACGAAACAAAUGAGGCAAAAGAAAACAAAUGAGGCAAGAAAAGGAAAAAAAAAAAAGAGCGGAGGAGAGAAAGCGAAAAGUAAAAGUCAAGACUGUGCACUGUGUCACUUUUAAACCCAAAAGUUAUCUCAAAAUUUUGCUAUCUGCAUAAUUAUGCCCGAACUUCGCAGGUUAAUAUUUUGAAUCUGGAUCAGAAGGCCGCAAACUGUACAUUCUGUAACUGGGUUUAUGGUAACUUUUAGCUCUUUAUAGCACAGCAGUGACCAGAAAACCACUCAACUAGCUUCAAAAUGCAUUUUUUGGCAAAAUUUCUAGGGGCAAAUGGCUUAAAUGCUUAAAAUUAAUCAGAAUUUGGUUCCCAGAGAGGUUCGCAAACUUUUAUUCAGUAUUGUCAAGAAUAGACUAGAAAGAAAAAUGGAGCAUUAUGCUCUAUUGGUGCAUCACCAUUACAAUAGUAUUCUGCAUUUUUUGCUUUGUGACAGUCGCAUCUGGACUUGAUGACAAUUCAAAAAAUCGAUUAAAAUGUGCAGAUGUACCGGAAAUUAGUCUUCUGUUUAAAUAUAUUACAACCUUUUAAAAAACUUGAGUAAAAUUCAAGUAUCCCCACCAAUGCCCUAAGAUUAUUCUCUCCUUGUGUGGGCUCAAGAGUCCCCAAAUGCAGUUUUGAGGUAAAGUGUCACUUUGUUCUGACAAAUACUUAAUCAUAGUGGCAAAGAGCCAAGGCUGAACUUGUUAAGUGAUAUAAACCAGGAUCUGCACAGUCUUCAAAAGUCCUUGAAUUUUCUUCAACUUUGAAUGUACAGCUGUAGUGGCUUGGAAAGUGAUUUUGAUGCUUUUUGGUUGUCUAAGACAGAAUAUAAAUCAUAGCUCAGAGAACGUAAAGGUUAUUUACAUCAAGUGCUUAAUGUUUUAUGCAAUAAUUUAAAUUGUCAAUUUGAGACAAGUGAACUGAAAAAUGCAGAAAAGUAUGUGAAGCAAACAUUUCAGUCCUUAAAGUCUUGGGAAUGUGCAUUUUUGUACAAUCUGUGAAAUAAUAUUCCUUGUAGGUGGUCCUUGAAAAUCUAAUGUGGUCCUUGAAAAGUCCUUGAAAAAUGGUUGCAUUUUUUGUAUGAACCCUAUAAACAGUGCAAAAGUGGUCCCGUUUUUAGUGUAUUUAUGGAGUAUCUAUGAUUCUUACAGUGAUUUUGUUACCUCUGCGUCAGGCGUCCUUGAUGAAUAAAAAUCCCCAAAGAAGUAAAAUAAAUCAUGGCAUGCAUCCCGUAAGAUGCAAAGAUCGAUCAAUCAAUCUGAACAUGUAUAUUUGUAGUAAUAUUCCCUUUGUGUAAUUCCUGUGGCCGUUUUUUUGCUGUUGUGUAACAAUAACUAAUAUUUCUUUUAGCCUUUGUUGUGCUUUAAAAUAAAAGGACUAUAUUUUAACUUCAGCGUAUGGAAUACAGAGUUUUGGUGUCUGUCUUCACAGGGUUGUCAUUAAGAGCCGGGGGCCGGGGAUUCUCCCCGCCUACUAAGAGAGUGGCCCCCGGCUACUUUUAUUGGAAAAUAGAAGAAAAAUAGAACCAAAAGAAAUCCCUAGCCGUUUGAUUCCCCGCCUACUUGUUGUAUUUACCCGCAACUUGAAAUCUUAGUGACAACCCUGGUCUUCAGAUUAACUGUCUGGUUACAUAAAGGCCAAAGCAUUUUCAAUUUCGGACUCUAAACUCUUUUUUUAACUGGGACUCAUGACUUUUCACAAGAUGAGUCCCAGGACUCACCAUAACUAUUUGUAACAAAAUCACUGUACUUAUACGUGAUGUUGUCAAAGUAAUGAGUUUCUGGUGUUGUGAACUUAGGUUUGUGCGUGUGAAGCAUGAACCAUUAAACUAUCCCUCAAAACAAAGCCUUAUGAUUUUAGUCAAAAAUUAUACAUAGCCUUGCUAAUUUGUGUAUACCAGUGAUUUUGUUACAAAUAGUUAUGGUGAGUCCUGGGAAUCAUCUUGUGAAAAAUCAUUAGUCCCAGUUCAGAAACAACAAAAAAAAUCAGUGAGUCCUAAAUUAAAUAUGUUUUGUAACCUGACAGUUAAUCUGAAGACAGAUUCCAACGAUCUGUAUUAUCUUUCAUUGAAAUUAAAAUAUACCACAAUAAAAGCUCUUUUUAAAGCUUGUGCUUAUAUUUUUUCCUAUUAUGUUUUAGGUACAUGCACCAGGAUGUUCAAGGGAACAGACUAUAGUUAUAAAGAACUUCAGAGUUGUAUAGUGUUCAGUCAAAACUGACUUUACUUUCAGUUUAUUUAAAUCUUCUAAUAAAUUAUCAUACUCACGCCUUUGAGGAGUGUGUAUGGGAAUAAAAGAAAAGUCAUGUUCAAGGCCGAACUGAUAUGAAAGCAUUUUUCUCAUCUAAGCUUAAAGUGGAAAGAAGAGUGUGUUUUCAGAAAAACACUAUUUAUUUUGGGCAAUGCAUGGAGAUGAAUGAAUACUGUCACUUUAUGAAUACAACCUCUUUCAGACAUCCCAGAAAGUAGUUAAGUCUUGCUCUAGAUUAAUUCUUAUACAUUUGUAAAGAAUAUCGGUACUCUGUUAUCUUUAUUCUAAUAACAUAGCAAAUCAUUGGCCAAAACUGCAGUUUAUUGUACAUGAAUGGAACUCACAUUUUUAACCUUAAAAGUUUAAUUACUAUCAAUAAGACAGCAUUUUUUCUGCACUGCUUUCUGAAUAAUUCUUAUGGUACAAAUGAGAAGAAUUUGUUUUGAACAUCAAGAAUUGUGUUAACGUCCUUUGUAAAAUAACAAUUAUUUUUGAUUAAUCAGUGAAAGUAAAAGAAAAAUCAGGGUGUUCAUUAAGCAUCGGAGAUCAGAGAAUUCUCCGUUUACUACACAGAAUUCUCUGGCUAACGUGCGAUAGCCUAUUUCACAGUAUUCUCCAGUAAAGUUACACCUUUCUCCUGUGACUAGAAUUCUUAGUGAAAACCCUGAAAAGUAGGAUGCAUGCAAAAGGUUUUUAAAUGAGUGCCUUGUGUAUGGCCCUUGAACCUCUUGUCCACUAUUAACUAUAAAAUAUGGAAGCCAGUAUUACUGUAGCAAAGUAGUUUUGCCUGAUAGGUUCACAGUCGCAGCUCCUUUAUAUUGCAGAGGAAGCUCUAGUGUCUGUAUUACAGAGGUGUAUGCAUAACUGCAUUACUGAAGGGUCAUUAUUAUAUUGGCAGGGAGUGUGCAAUGUAUGAAGUUUGGUGUCUUUAGGACUACCGUUAAAACCCGUAAGUAAGAACCUGGUUUUUAACAAUCUGUUAGGCUAAAAUUUGCCCAUUAGGCCCCCUUUUUACAAGAACCUGUUAGCCGAAAAUUUUGAGUUAAGUUCUUAUUUGCAAAAUUUAUAAAACACUCUGACUUGGUGUACAUGUGGGCAAAUAAGAACAGUCCAUGCACUGCAUAAUUUAUGUGGUAGAAAGAAAGGAGGGAAACCUCUGUUAUUCAAGCAAACUCUAAGGUCAUGUUUCACACUAUCACAAGCUUAAGAGUUGUGUUUGGCCUGUGAACACUUUAUUUCAAAGCUGAAUACGGCUAAAUACUUUUAGCUAUGAUGUAUUUUUUUCUUCAGAAAAUAAGAACCCAUUUAAGAAUCUAAAUAGCCUAAAUUUGUGUUUAGGCUAAAUUGGGGAAAUUUAGGUUCUUACUCACUGGUUUUUACUGCAGGUCAACUGUCCAUAUAGAGAGGUGUCUGUAUUAUUGAGGUAUAUGUUACAGGUCAAAAUCAAAUUUAGGUGAAAAUUUUUUACCUGAGGUUGAUUCUCAAUUUUCUAUGUCUCCUAGCCCUAACUCAUAAUUAAUUAGGGCUAGGAGACGAAGAAAAUAGAGGAUCAAGCAAGGUUCAAAACUUUUAACCUGAAUUUAAUACAUAUGGAGGUUUGGUUAUGACUAGUUAGUGGUAUGCUGCUUAUCCAGGGCUGUAGCUAGCAGUGGGCAAGACAAGAUACUUUCCUUACCCCAAAAAUCAUUCAUGCAUUUGAUGCUUGUAAUCCUUACCCGAUAUGUUUUCACAGCCUAGCCACAGCCCUCGUAUCUUCCACUCCAGCAUACAGAGUGGUUCCCAUCAAAGUUAACUUACUGUGACCAUAUCAUUUAUUGUUAUUUUUUGCAUUUGUACAGGCUUGAGCAUUCACUUUUUAGAUUAGUUUAAGGUAUAUAAUAAUAUGACAUUCAGGGUUCUUGUAUCACCAAAGAGUACCUUAAUAAGAAUUAAGUAUUAAGAUGGAAUUAAAAUGUACAUAACUUUAAUUGAAAUCUUUAAAACACGGACCUUUAAGUAGUUCGCCACAGACUUAAAUUAUUCAUCUUUAUUUUCAUAUCGUGUUGAGAACGUGUGUCUGUUUUGGGGCAACAAAGGAAAAAAGGAUCUUGGGAAAUUUAAUAUGUUAUCCCCAUUAAUUUGGCAGUAUGCUUUUUUCAGUUUUGGCAAGUUGGGUGGUGAAGUGCAUAAAGGAAUAACUUUCUCAAAUUGCUGUUUUCUAUAAAAGCAGCUCCUUCCAUUUUGUCAAUUUUCUGAAAAGAGAUUUUUAUUUCAACAUGUUUGCAACUUAUGGACAGGUAUGUGUUUUUAUAUCAUAUUUCAAAAUGAAUGUACUUUUGGUUGGUUGAAAACCAUUCACUGUUAA
This is a messenger RNA of Porites lobata, 23436 nucleotides long. The record is from the annotation of a GenBank genome assembly. Lineage: Eukaryota; Metazoa; Cnidaria; Anthozoa; Scleractinia; Poritidae.